This is a messenger RNA of Equus quagga, 2001 nucleotides long. It is a transcript of the gene PVRIG, whose product is annotated as PVR related immunoglobulin domain containing. Gene Ontology annotation, biological process: negative regulation of T cell receptor signaling pathway. Lineage: Eukaryota; Metazoa; Chordata; Mammalia; Perissodactyla; Equidae. Gene Ontology annotation, cellular component: plasma membrane. The record is from RefSeq and is a predicted model, not a curated record. Gene Ontology annotation, molecular function: signaling receptor activity. Bases 294 to 1700 code for a protein of 468 amino acids. The transcript has 5 exons.
AGCUCAGCACAGGAUAAGACAAGACGCAAAGCAUUCUGACCUCUGGCUAGGGUCCCCUGUCACUGUUGAUACCACAGCAUUUGGCUUGGUUUGCAUUCUGUAAAUCAACAUAAACAGGGAAGCAAUGGAGCCACACUUUGUGGAAAGAGACGGCUUGGGUCAGACAGGUGGCAAGAGGGACAGGUGGUCAGGAUUUCCUGAUGGGCUGGAGACGAGAAGAGUCGCGGAUGCCCAUGCCUUUGGCCUGAGGAGCUGAAAGCCGGUUGUCCUACCUGUGCUGGGGGAGGCUGCAGAUGGGGCAAAGUUCAGUUUGGGGCGUGCUUGUGACGUUAGGCAUCCAAGAGACGAUGUUAAGCGGGGCAGCUGGCUGUGCAAGGCUGGAGGGCCUGGCCGGCUACCCACAGACGGCCCUGGGAAAGGAACCUCAGCCACCCGCCCUGCUCACCCUGAAGCACGGCAUGGAGACAGGGAAACCUUGUCACUGUCACUUUAAGUCUCCUGAGGAAGGAGGUCCAUCGCCCACUGCUCACCACACGGAGGUAAGUGAGAGAAGGAAGUGGGGCAGGGUGUGGAGAACACCCAGCCCGGCUGCUCCCCCGGCCUGCUCACACCUGCAGACUUCCUGCAAUGAGACCGGAAACAGGUGCCGUCCCCACCACCACAGCCCCCAGAGCCUGGGCCAGAGGGGAGCCAUGGACAGGCCCCGGGCCCUGCUCCUGCUCUUGGCGCUGCUGACACUCUGCGUCACUGCUGGGACCCCCAAGGUCUGGGUGCAAGUUCAGACGGAGGCCGCCAAGUCCCCGUCCUUCACUGUCCGCUGUGGAUUCCUGGGAUCUGGCUCCAUCUCCCUGGUGACUGUGAGCUGCGGGAAGCCCGAUGGUGCCGAAGGGGCCAGCCUGGCUGUGCUGCACCCAGAAUUCGGCACGGAGCUGAAGGCCCCAGCCCUCCAGGCCCACUGGGAAACCAAAACCAGCAUCUCCCUCACCCUGGAAGGGUCUGAGGGGAGAAGCCCCAUUCCGAACACCACCUUCUGCUGCAAGUUUGUUUCCUUCCCCGAGGGCUCCCAGGCGGCCUGUGGGAACCCCUCCCUCAGCACAGACCAAGGUGGGGCUGGCGAGGGGAGGGCGCCCCGGGAGGGCAGGGAGGGCCUCCCAGCACCAGGCGCCGUCUGGUGCGUCUCUCUGUGCACAGGGCUCUCUGCCUCCACUCCAGCCCCCGUCUUGCGGGCCGACCUGGCUGGGAUCUGGGGAGUCUCGGGGGUCCUCCUCUUUGGCUGCUUCUACCUCCUCCACCUCCUGCGCCGGCAGAGGCACUGGUCUGUCAUGAAGCUUCAGCCACCCCUCAGCAGCCCCCAGACACAGAUGCCAGCAAGGGCGGCCGGCCCAGCCUCCCUGGCCUCUCUCCACAUCCCCUAUGCCACGGUCAACACCAGCUACUUCUGCCCAGCAACUCUGGAUACCGUCCUCCCGCCCCAGCCGCUGUCAAGGUGGGCGCAGCUCCCCACCCACAGGACACGCCAACCCCAGGCACCUGCCCCCUGGGCAUCCCUGCCAGCCUCUGCUCGCAGCAGUUUCAUCUCCGUUGAGAAUGGACUCUAUACUCAGGCAGGAGAGAGGCCUCCCCACGCAGGCCCCAACCUUACCCCUUUCCCUGACCCUCUGGGGCCCAGAGCCGUGGAGGGUCGUUUAGGAGUUCGAUGAGAGGGACCCCAAGUCCACUCAGCCUUCCUCCCCUCCCAGGCCUCUGGGACCCCCUCUGUUGGGUGUCUGCAUCCUGGGCGCCACCACCUUUGCACAUCUGGUUUUAUUCUUAGGCCUCCAGUAAGUGUCUCCACACAUGCCUGGCCAGGGUGCACUUGUUGCGGAUGUGGUCAGCGUGUGUGGGCACACGUGUGUGUAUGUGAGGUGACAAACCCCAUCCCAGGUGGUUUCCUGUUCUCAAGUCCCCAACUCUCCCAAGUGAUGUCAUAACUAAGUCAACAAAAUGGUUUCUCUGACCGGA